GGUCUUAGUCAGUGAGAUUGAAACUUUGAAGAAAUGUAUUUAGUAAUCUGUCAAAAAUAUCUUUUAAUAUUUCAUUUUAUUUUGCUGUUUGAUGUCCUUAAUAUUCUACAACUUGUUGAUGCGAUGUUUAACAUGAAUAAGCCAUUUUUUAUUGUUGGGAUUUCAUACCCUUACGAGUCCUCUAAAUGCGGUAUCGUAAGCUCAAAAUCCGGUUUGAGAAUUUUUGGUGGUAAAAAAGCAAAAGAAGAAUAUCCCUGGUUUGUACUUCUCAAGAAACCUAAAGAAGAAUAUGGAUUUUGCGGAGGUUCACUAAUAACUAAGCAACAUGUUUUAACAGCCGCACAUUGCUACACCACAGAAAAAGACGAAAAAUAUUGGAAGAACGAGUACGUAAUCCUAUUUAACAUUAAAAAUGUCUGCAAGGACAAAGGCAAUAAAGUAAUUAAACAAGAUCGUGUAAUUAUUCAUCCGGGAUUUAAUUCAAAUAAUGUAUUCACUGAAGAAAAAGAGCUCUGUGAUAUUGCUGUUAUUAGGCUUGAGAAAAAAAUAAGAAAUACUAUUGUUUGCCUCCCAAAAGAUGAUAAACUUCCAAAAAAAGGAAUUAUUAUUGGAUUUGGAGCCACCUCCGAAGAUAAAAAUAAAAGUUGUGAACUCCAGGAAGCAUAUGUCAAUAUUCCUAACAAUAAAAUGUGCGGAAAAUCCAAGGCUGAGAAGACCUUUUCAAAGAAAGACAAUUUCUGCGCAAAAGCUGAGAAUUCUGACAGUUGCAAAGGGGACAGCGGAGGACCUCUUGUGCACGAAAAGGAUGGACAGUAUGUAGUUUAUGGUAUAGUUUCUUUGGGAUAUGGCUGUGGGCGCAAAAAUGCCACAGGUUUCUACACAAAUAUUAUUUCACAUCUACCCUGGAUUAAAAAUGUAGUGAAAAAAACAGAAACCAUCGGAGAUCUAUCCAAAAGCGUAUUAACAAAUUUUCUGAAAAAAUUGAAUUUAAUACACUUAAGAUCUUAAUGCAAUUAAUGGUAAAAGGGAAAGCUAAGAUAUUAAAAUUAUUUAACAAAUUUAAAAAUAAAAUUUUUGUCUUAUAAAAUUACAAAAAAAAUCAAUUACUGACGAAUUUUGCAGGCAGAAGAUCUAAAAACUAAAAUUUGGAAGAACCACUAAAAGUACUAACUACCUCAUAUAGCACUGAAAAUCAGUUCGUCAAGUUUCGUACUGUAAAAAAGUGAUGAUCAAAGGAAAUGAAAAUCCUUCGUUCAUUAAAUCAUCCCAAAACUAGAAAUGUGCAAAAUUUCAAAAAAUCGGUUACAUUAAUUUUCGGUAAAUCUUGACAAUGGAUUUCAAAAAAAGUUUUAAGAUUAAACCGUUUAAUAUUGGUUUAAAGAAUUUUAUCUUAAAGACGCUUCCCCUAGCCGCCCUAUACAUAUCUACUACAGAGCUUAUGCCAAAUGUAAUUUUCAGGAAAUAUAUACUUAUCUCGCUGUUAUAAUAGAUUGUAAUUACAAUUGCAAUUACAAAAAAAUAAAUAAAAUAUUUGUUUUGGAAUUAUCAAAA
Phlebotomus papatasi is the source of this 1551-nucleotide messenger RNA. RefSeq names its product coagulation factor X-like. Gene Ontology annotation, biological process: proteolysis. Bases 34 to 1008 code for a protein of 324 amino acids. Lineage: Eukaryota; Metazoa; Arthropoda; Insecta; Diptera; Psychodidae. Gene Ontology annotation, molecular function: serine-type endopeptidase activity. The record is from RefSeq and is a predicted model, not a curated record. The transcript has 3 exons.